AGUGGUGGUACUAUGUUGUGUUGCAGCUGCGAGAUGAACGAGUGGGAGAGCGCGUGGUACUGGCGCGAGAUGCGGCGGCGGCCCCUCAUGAUCAGCACCGCGGCCGAGGGGCCCGCGCGCCGCCCUGGCCGCCGCGCCCGCCACGCGCGCGCCGCGCCCCAGCAGCCCGCCCUGCGCCCCACGCCCGCGAUGCUGCGUGUGGAGGAGUCUCCAUCAUCAGAGAGCUCCAGCGAGACGUCGGACUCCAGCGUGCAGCUGGACGGCAGCUCCGCCAGCGAACACUCCUCGCGUUCCGCGGAGCGCACGCGCCGCGCGCCAGACGCGCGCGCACGCGCACGCGCACGUGCACAUGCGCUCUGCACUGACAGUUCGUCGUCGUCGCAGUACUCGGACUGGGAGGCGGGGCCUGCGCUGGCGCCGCCCGCGCGCGCGCGCCGCCGCCCGCAGCCCACUGACAGAUACAGUCCUAGUACGACAACAACGAAGCGCGUGUCAGCCGCUCAGAGCGGGCUCGCGAGCGGCGCGGACGGCGGGGCCACGAGCGGAGCGGGCAGCGGGGCGGGGGAGCAGGCGGGCGGCGCGGGGGGCGCGGUGGAGCUGCCGGAGGCGUACCGCGUCGGCGAGUGGCUGACGGCGGUGUCGCCGCGCAAGGCGCCCUACCAGCCCCAGAUGGGAGACCACCUCAUGUACUUCAGACUGGGUCACCAGCGGUACUUCGAGGCGGUGGCGGAGAAGGACGUUUACAAGAUCAAUUCGCGCGACAAGCCCUGGGACAGGAUGCACAUAUACGAGUGCGAGUCGGUGAAGGUGGUGGGCAUGAAGUAUGUGAUAAAGCCGCCGCGCGUGGUGAGCCUGCGGCUGGCCAGCUCGCUGCCGGGCGCGGGGGGUGUGGGGGGCGCGGCGGGCGGGGGGCGCACCUUCACCGUGCGCUACCACGACAUGCCGGACGUGAUCGACUUCCUGGUGCUGAAGCAGCAGUACGAGGCGGCGGUGGAGCGGCGCUGGGGGCCGGGCGACAGGUUCCGCUGCAUGAUAGACGACUCCUGGUGGACGGGCAUCGUGCUGGAGCGCACCGGGGCUGCGGAGGAGGAGGAGGAGGAGGCGGGCGUGGGCGCGGGCGAGGCGGGCGCAAGGCGCUGGGCGCGGGACGCGGCCGCGCACUUCCUGGCGCUGCGCGUGCGCUGGGACAACGGCGAGGUGGAGAGACUCUCGCCCUGGGACCUGGAGCCCCUCGACCCGCAGAGGCUGCCCGCGCAGGCCGGCGGCGCGGUGCCGGUGCUGAGCUGCGAGCUGGCGGGGGCGCUGCGGCGCGCGGAGACGCACGAGUGGGCGGCGGGCGCGUGCCGCCACAUCGCGCGCCACCUCGCGCUCGCCAUGUCGCUCUCCGCCGCCGAGCCCUUCGCCGCGCCCGUCGACCUGCAGCGCUACCCCUCCUACGCGCGCCUCGUGCCCUACCCCGUCGACCUCUCCACCAUCCGGGCGCGCUUCGACAACCUCUACUACCGGCGCGCGGCGGCGGCGCAGUUCGACGUGCGCUGCAUCGCCAGCAAUGCGGAGCGCUUCAACGAGCCGCACUCGCCCAUCGUGCGCCAAGCGCGCCUCGUCACUGACCUGCUGCUGCACAUCAUCAGUAACUGGCGCAACGUGGACGUGGUGGCGAAGUACCACGAGCUGGCGGCCGCGUACCACUCCUCGGAUGACGAGCCGCUCGCUUCUACACUUACUAAGGUUAGAUUUAGGAGGAAUAUUUAGAGCGUCGGUGGCUCA
Papilio polytes (common Mormon) is the source of this 1767-nucleotide messenger RNA. RefSeq names its product bromodomain and WD repeat-containing protein 3-like (gene BRWD3). NCBI's taxonomy places the organism in Eukaryota, Metazoa, Arthropoda, Insecta, Lepidoptera, Papilionidae. Gene Ontology annotation, biological process: cytoskeleton organization; regulation of transcription by RNA polymerase II; regulation of cell shape. The transcript is spliced from 9 exons. Gene Ontology annotation, molecular function: protein binding. Bases 13 to 1752 code for a protein of 579 amino acids. The record is from RefSeq and is a predicted model, not a curated record. Gene Ontology annotation, cellular component: nucleus.